AUGGCUACCGCAGCUACUGCCACUGUGACGCCUCCAGCGCUCGGCCCUGUCUUCAGCGCUACACCUGCAGCCCAGCCACCACAAGGCCAGCCAGACAUAUCCUAUCACCCCGACUGGGAAAAGUACCAAGUCCGUGUAGCCCGUCGCACUCAGAUAGAUAACCUCCCAAAAACCCUUCCGGAUGGAUUCCCCAAGGAGCUAAAGGGCGACCUAGUUUGGGAAGGAGAGUCUCUUGCCCAAGAAUACGAUUGGACCUACGUCUUCUCGGCCGACCAACUAGCGGAAAUAGACAAUGCAGUUACUCACUUCAAAUCCCUCAAGCUCGGCUUUGGCUACAUAGCGCAAGAGACGUUUCCUCUUCCUAAUCUGCAUGCAGAGCUGCGCCGUCUCUCCCACGAGCUACAUUUUGGCCACGGCUUCUUUGUUCUUCGUGGUCUGGAUGUCGAUAAAUAUACACGCGAGGAGAAUAUCAUUAUCUACACUGGUAUAUCCUCGCAUAUUGCUUCUAUCCGGGGCCGUCAGGACGCUUAUCUAGACGACAAGCGUGCGGAUGUCGUUAUAGGACAUAUCAAGGAUGUCAGAUCUGGAGUUGGGGAGGGCGAGAACAAGAGUCAGCUCAAGAUUGGUACUCCAGCGUACACGUCGGACAAGCAGGUCUUCCAUACUGACUCGGGCGAUAUCGUCUCUCUCUUCGCACUCUCAACGGCGGCAGAAGGAGGCGCUAGCCGUCUUGCCAGUACGUGGCGUGUUUACAAUCAUCUGGCUGCAACAAGACCCGACCUUAUCCAUACGUUGAGCCAAGACUGGGAAGCAGAGAUCUUCACCAAGACCGUAGAUGACAAAGAAAGAUUCGAGAAGCGGCCUCUGCUCUAUUACCAGCCUGCCAGCGUAGAUGACAAGACGCCAGAACGGAUCCUUCUUCAGUAUGCUCGGCGCUAUUAUGUUGGUUUUGGGCAGCUUCCGCGCGGCAACCAUCUGCCACCGAUUACCGAAGCCCAGGCAGAGGCACUCGAUGCCUUGCAUUUCUUAGGCGAGCGUUUCAGUGUAUCGACCAACUUCGAAAAGGGCGAUAUACAGUACGUCAACAACGUUGCCGUAUUCCAUGCGCGUGACGGCUUCACUGAUGAGGGCGACAAGAAGUGA
This is a messenger RNA of Alternaria arborescens, 1143 nucleotides long. RefSeq lists its product as hypothetical. The transcript is spliced from 3 exons. Lineage: Eukaryota; Fungi; Ascomycota; Dothideomycetes; Pleosporales; Pleosporaceae. The record is from RefSeq and is a predicted model, not a curated record. Gene Ontology annotation, molecular function: oxidoreductase activity. Bases 1 to 1143 code for a protein of 380 amino acids.